Messenger RNA from Microbotryum saponariae, 3936 nucleotides. NCBI's taxonomy places the organism in Eukaryota, Fungi, Basidiomycota, Microbotryomycetes, Microbotryales, Microbotryaceae. The record is from the annotation of a GenBank genome assembly.
AUGGGCGCGACUCGGCGAAGUCCGGCGCGCCGGGGCGUUGAUGACUCGGACUUCUCGGUCAGUCCCCAACUGCCCAACAGGUGGCGCCGACGCACGGCGUGCUGCGCCUGCCUGCUGCAGUGCUCGUCCGGGCCGGCUGACGCGUUGUGCGUUACCCGCCUUGUAGAUCACCAUGACUCACCCAAGUGUAAGAUCGGUGCAGCCACGACUCGUCAAGUCAGUACAACGCGUCCCGAAACUAUAAUGACUCUCAUGUUCUUCGUGCUGAUCGAAUGGCCUGCGCUUCUACCGCCAACUGGAUCCCGGCUUGGCUUAUCACGUGUGCCCACCCCCACCACCCCGUCGAUCGUUGCCCUUCGCGUCCUACAAAGGGAUCCGACCGCGCUCGAAUUGCUCUCAUCGCAUUGGAAGACGUGGGCACGCUCCGAUUCGAAAUCGUUGCCUGAAACCAGCACCUCAAAGUCUACCGCACAGGGCGGGGCAUCGGCGGCGGAAGCGACGAAGGGCGAGGAAGCCGAGGACGGGGACGGCCGAACCUGUGCAGCUGACGUCGAAGAGGUGUCGUUAAAGGCUGUGCUGCCGAUAGGUGACCGCAUCACCUGGUCAGGAUGGGACGAGAUUGCUUCAGAAACAUCAACGAGGUCAGUUGGAGCUGUCUAUACGCCACGUACGCCACGAGCCUCACCCGUCCUUGUGACUUGGAUCUCUUGCCCCUGCCCCUGCCCCUGCCCGGUGCCACCCCACCUCCCCACCUCGCUCGGGCCCCCCUACCUGGCCCCUGGCUGACGCGAUUUCCGGCCUUGACGUGAUCGCAGACGGCUCCUCAUCAUCGCAUAUGCUUCACUUGGACUUGUCAUAUGGGACUGCUCGGUCCUCGACGCGUGGCAUGAGAUGGCCAAUAUCCGAUCGAUUGUAGACGCCCCCACAAGUGGUGCCGUCCAGGCCGAGGUAGCCGACACCAAGCCCGGCGCAAUCGUCAGCGCAUGCAUCAUCCCUCCCGCAUUCUCACCAGUCUCGAACGAUAGUCCUCUUUUAGCGGUCGUCACCAGAGCCUCUGAUGCCCCGCCAGGAUCGUCAGCGCGGUUUGGACUCGCACCAAACGCGUUCGUUUUCAUCUACUCUCUGGCUUCGGGUACGGUUGUACAUUCUUGGUCACUUCCCGGGACUCCACAUCGUGUCUCGGCAAAUCAUCGACAGGUCGUCGUGUCGACGUCAUCACCUCUUGCCUUGCACGUUCAUUCCUCCUCCGAUUUCAAGGCCUUGACAUUUUCGCCCAUCCGCGAGCUCGCCCCGAGUCCAGUUGACGGCUCACCCGUAUUUGACCUCGGCCGAGGCGGACGGGCACUCGCCUACGCGACCGAUCGUAAGGUUAUUUCCGGUUCAUCCUCUGCGGCUCGAUUCGACGAACGCAGCGUCGCUCGGCCCGGAGCUGGGAUCCUCGCUCAGCGUGGCUUCUUUGACACCGACGAAGCAAGUUCUACUCGGCGAUCAAGUGCCUCGACAUCCUAUGACCGUGCCGCGUUUUUUGAAGAUGCGAGAGUAGCUGGAGCCGUCGGUGGUGAAGUUGCCAAGCGAGUAGGAGGCGGUAUGCUCAACGGGGCGAAGGCGAUCGGCCAUUUCGGCUACAACUACUGGACAAGCUCGACGGGAUCCUCCGCCGACCUCGGGGCCAAUACCGCGGGAUUUGGAGAAGGCGAUUCUUCGGCCAAAGCUCUAUCCAGAUCCUCCCCAUUGCCUUCUCUAUUGCGCCCUGGGAAUCGGUCACCAGUUGCUCCCACCUCCAAUGCGACCUUCGCAACCGCUCGACAGUCGAACGACGCGCAAUCGUCAUCGACUUCUGGCGCCGUGCUCAUCAUCGACCUAAGGGCCCUUUCGAAGACAAAAGCCAGUCAUCGCACCCCUGAUGGUCGUACGCAGUCUCCCCCCGUCUUGGCUCAUUUCCGAGCGCACCAAUCUCCAAUCGCUGCGCUGUCGCUGACACCUUCGAGCGGCUCGAUCCUGGUCGCACCUUCGAAUGGCCACUACUUUGACGUGUUUGAGCUCAAACCCAACAGACGGACUGGGGGAUCAUCUAAUGACGGAGACCGCGCUGACAAAGUGUGGCACCGAUACCGACUCAAUCGUGGACUGACGGCAGCUCGAACGACGACUGUGUUCUGGUCCGAGGAUGCGAGACUGGUCGCGAUUGGAACGGGCAAAGGGACGACCCACGUGUAUGCCCUCAACCCGACAGGGGGUAGACCGGAUCUUUCGAGUCACUUGCAGCCACGAGUCGUCAAUGAGCAGGAUUUGGCCCCGUUGUCGACUUCCCUUUCUACGAUCGCCAGGAUCAGAAGAGGGCUGACUCCCGAACAAAUCAAGGAGGAAUCGAGCGUCGAUGCGUUGCUGGCACUCGCUCCGCGGAGCGUGUUCGUGCCCAAGGCGACCUCGGCAGCGAGUAGUCUUAGGCCGGAGCCACUUUCGCCGAAGACAGCAUCGUCGACAAGUUCGCUCACUCAGGAUCUCCUACUAUUCUGUCCUGCUUCUGCAACCUGUGUGCUCGAACGCUUGCAAGCCUCUCCCGCCCCAGCGACCACGACCGAGGCAGCUUCACGGGGUGACGUUGGCCGACUAGCCUCCACCGCAGUGUCGGGUCUGACGCAACUCAUGAAGUCUCGUGGAGGUGCUACUUCGAUUGCUACAUCGUCGACUAUAUCGGUGCGUUCGGACAAGAAGGACUGGCAGAUUCGUUCUUCGGCCAAGGCCGAGUGGUCCCUCGCCAGGGAUGCGCAGCAGCUGGUAGGCGAAGGAGACCCACUCGAGGUGAACGCUCUUGCAAGUGGCCAAACAAAGAAGCACUAUACUCGGUCAGAUUAUUUCACCUCCAGCCCGUGCAUUUUGCGCUUUUUUACUGACUCUGACCCCUUGGCGCCAUUCCCCAGCUGUUCGGCCCAAGCCGAAAUCGAAACUUUCUCCCGGUCUCCAAGGGUCCUACCUCGGUCGCUGUACGCGUCCCAGCAGUUCAACUUCUUCGCCCUUCCUCGCGAUUAUGCGACACAAGAGGCUUCUGGUAUGGUCCCUCGGCCGCUCAAACGACUCGAGAUGCGCUCCGAGGUCGAGGUCAGGGAAGGUCGAUCGCCACUCAGCGUCGACCGUGACGAGGGGUCUUCCUCUUCGCCCGAACGAGCGGCUGCAGCGACUGCAGCGACAUUCGACCAGCCGAUCAAAUCGGCGAUGCAAACGAUACUCGAUGAUCCGAUGGUUGCUCUGCCUUCGUCGUCACCCUCUGGAGUUGUCGAUGCGUUCGCACACCAUCCCGGGUUCCCGAACGGCGUUGCGGGGAAGCAAGGUCGGCACGCGCACAGCGGCCUGGCGAUCCCGAUCCGAGUCGGCGCGACCGUUCGUCAAGGCCUCGUCAGUACCGUCCGGGGUGUCGUCGCCAUGUCGGUUCCUGCAGGUCAACACCUGAGACGACGCACGAGUGGUUCGACGAGCGCGACGAGCGGCGAGUAUUGUUCGUCGAGCGUCUCGUUCGAAGACGACGCGGUCUUUGCCACGAGGGACGAUGAGAGCGCCUCUACGACGUGCACGAGCGAGGUGGACGAGGAGGAUGACGACCGCAAGCUUGAUCGAGAGGAGGAAGACGGCGGGGAUGAGGAGGGGGACGAGCUCGAUGAAGCGGCAUGGGGCUGGGGCGAUGAUGAUAUUCGUUUCGAUUCAUCGACAACGACAACCACGCCCAAAGACUCUUCACGGACGAGGCGCAGAUCGGACUCGAUUGCUGAAGUACCGUUCGAAGAGGAUUUUGACGACUUUGUACCACAAGUUCAACUCGUCGUUCCUACCGCCAAAGCCAAAGGUCGAGGUCGCCAGUCUGCAGCGAAGGCCAAGGCGGCGGGGCCGGUGACAACGUUGUCGACAACGACGACGGUCGCGAGUGGAGAUGAUACGCAGUAG